This is a messenger RNA of Elgaria multicarinata webbii, 1412 nucleotides long. Its product is annotated as membrane-spanning 4-domains subfamily A member 8-like. Gene Ontology annotation, cellular component: membrane. The record is from RefSeq and is a predicted model, not a curated record. The transcript has 7 exons. Lineage: Eukaryota; Metazoa; Chordata; Lepidosauria; Squamata; Anguidae. The coding region runs from base 284 to 1006 and encodes 240 amino acids.
AAACACAGAAGAAACCAGAAAAAUGUGCAGAGCUCCUUGGCAGGAAUGAAAAAAAUAUGUGAAGUGUAAGAAGUCAAGAGCAACAUAGCAGAAGGAGACAACAAACAUAGGGGUGGGGUGGGAAUUAUGAAGGCAAGUGUUAAAGUCUGGUUUUGAUAACACUCCUCCUAUAUUGCUUUUACUUCUCCUUACUUCCUGGUGAGAUGAUAGAUACAUUGCGAGACAGAGAACAGCACCUCAGAAAGUGUAAUAUAACUUAGCUGUGGCAAUAGAUUCAGUGAGAAUGGCUAGUGGAACGAUAGUGUUUAUUCCCCCCAAUGGUGGCAAUGUAAUCCAGGGAAGCCAGGGGGGGCCUGGUACUUUCGUUCAAGCACCAGGGAUGGUACAAUAUGUACAAUAUGGAGGCAACCCACCUCAGCAGAACCCCCAAGUGGGGGCAAUGGAGGAUUUUCGCAAAGCAGAGCCCAAGACUCUGGGGGCCAUCCAGAUUUUAAUUGGAUUGAUACACAUUGGCUUUUCAUCGGUCUCAGCUGUUAUUUCUGGGACAAACUACGUUGUUUUGGUUACUAUAUCAGGUUAUCCAUUUUGGGGAGCAAUAUUUUUCAUUGCUUCUGGAUCCCUGUCUGUGUCAGCAGAGAAACAUCCAACCUCUGGCUUGGUGAAAUGCAGUGUGGGAAUGAAUAUCACAAGUGCUGUAAUGUCAUUCAUUGGAAUAAUUCUAUAUAUAGUGGAGCUGGCUAUAAAUCCUGUAGAUUAUCUACAUGGCUAUUAUUGGACAACAUCCGUAGGUACUGGUCUCUCUGUCCUGCUCCUUUUCUUCAGUAUGCUGGAGUUCUGCAUCGCUGUCUCUACUGCACAUUUUGGGUGCCAAGCAGCCUGCUGUAAGAAUGACCAGCAGGAAGUGGUUUUUGUGCCCUAUACUGUCAAUGGAGGUAAUGUGGUCCCCACUGAAGGCAUUCCUGCUUCUCCUCCACCCUAUGAGCCUGUGAAUGUUAUUCACAAAUGAAAGUGAAGAAGGCAAGGUUAAAGCUAUGGCAAGUGUCACAAUAGCAGUCUUGGCAAACCAGCUAUCUCAGGAGGAGUGAAAUGUUAUUGAUUUCCUUUUUAUUUUAUUUUUUGCAAAUAUAGCCAUCUAUCCAGAAUAUGUGCUAGAACUACAGCUUUUAGUCAUUUCAUCCAUUCAAUUAAUCCGUUCAAAAUGCUAGGGAGGUCUCCCUCCUUCUGUCUCACAUGGCCAAAAAUGGCUCUUCUGUGCUGAAUUUUGGUAUGACAUGUGCAUGGAUAACUAAAAGGAAAGAAAUGUUCCUUUUCUUCAUAACUAUUGUUUUAUUAAUAUGCAAGUGUAUUUAGCUGGCAUUGACUGAUAAUCAUUCCACUGCAAACCAUACAAGUAAUUCGUUAUGAAAUCUUCG